GGUGUUUAUCAUAGUUUGAAUGGACAUGUGAUAGAAAAUGAAAGUUUUGUGAAUUGCAGUGUGUUUAUAAAAAUACAUAACAACUCUGCGCACUUAAAACUGCUGUUCUGUUGUGGGCGCAGUGGUGAAGAGACGUAACGGGGUAUCAUUAUUACCACGUGUUUUUGUGUGAUACAAGAGAAGAGCAUUUCAUAUAUUUAAUUUAUAGUUUUUAAAAAAAAACAGUUUUUACAAAAUGCAAACUAUGUCAGCAACAAAAGGCAAACGUCCUUUAUUAUCAGCUCAUGAAAAAGUUGAAGCAAUACGACGCGUUCAUGAUGGUGAAAGUAAAGCGUCUGUUGCUCGUGAUAUCGGCGUACCGGAAUCAACAUUACGUGGUUGGUGUAAAAAUGAAGAUAAAAUCUUAUUUUUAUCACGUCAAUCAACACCAGAAACGUCGGAAGGUGAAUCAGAUGCGAAAAAAAUGAAAUAUGAUUCAUAUCCGGUAUCAACAUCAUUACCCACAACAAUGGGUUUAAAUUACUCGCUCUCUAAUGCACAAGGGCAAUUAUCUACAUCAGUUUUAACAGAUAAUUUAAAUCAAGAGACAAAAUUCCCACCAGGCUAUGACCCAAAAUAUAAUUUAUUAACAACAGCUGCGGCAAUGAAAAGUCAAACAAAUGAAAAGCGUGAAUUAUCUAAACGUACGCUUGCUGAAAGACAACGUACCCGCGCAGAAUUAGAUCGUCUUAGUGCUGAAUUAGGUUUAAAUCGUCCCGAAUUUGGAUUAUUAAAUGUAGCUGGAAAACAGGACCAAGGUAUUAAUAUGUCAAUGUUAGCAACAAGUCCCCUAUCAAGUUUAAAUCACUUAAGUGGAGGUAGUUCACAUUCCGCAAGUUUAGGUUCAAGUUUUCAAGAAAUUGCAGCCAAAGUAUGGAAUCAAGUUAAUCAAAAUGCAGCGGUUGCCGCAGCGGCUGCAAAAAUUGCACAAAACUCAGUUUUAGGUAAUAAAUCACCAGUUUCAACAAAGCCAAAAAUUGAUCCAAAUAAUAUGGGUUUAAAUUUAAUACAAAAAGAUUCAACACCCAAAAAACAAAAUCAACAGUCACCAAUGACCACAUCAACUCCAAAAUCAUUGACCGAUGAUCCAAUGUGGUUUUGGUUACGAGCUCAACAAGAAAUGUUAAAUUUAGCUCAAAAUACACAAAAAUUACCAACAAAUCAACAAGCACAAACAAACAAUUUAGUACAACAAUUACAACAAUUUAAUAAUCCUGAUUUAAAAAAUAAUAGUUCAUGGUUUUGGAAAUGGUAUAAACAAUAUUAUGGAUUUAUACCAAAUUUACAACAAUUACAACAAAAUAAUGGUGCAUUAGAUUUAGCAACAAAUGAAAAUAACAUAUUAUUACAACAAUUAACGAAAUCCAACAAUGAAAUGCUAUUAAAUAAUAUUCAACAACAAUCAACACCGCCUAGUCAUGAAACCAGUAGUACAAACAAUGAAAAUAUGAUAAUAAAACCACAAGAUGAAAGUUUAUCACCAAAUAAAACCCCACCAACACCCCCAACAUUGUGCGAAGAAAAUAUUUCACUCAACAAUGGUGAUACAAAAAAUCCAACAAAAGUUCGAGCUGUUUUAGAUAAUUUAUUAACAAAUAACAACAAUGUUAUGAAUAAUAAUAAAAGUGACGAUCAACAAGAAGUUAAAGAAAAUAAUGAAGAAUCAACAUUAACGCCGUUAGAAGCAAUUGAAUGCGGACAAAAAUUUUUAAAAUGGUUAGAAAGCUGUAGUGAUCCUGCGGUUACGGCAAUGCAAGUUAUACAAUUUAGGUUAAUGUUAAAUAAUAUUAAAAUAAGUGCAGAUCGAAAAAAUAAUGUGCAAACAAGUGAGAAAGUUAAUCGACGAAAAUAAAUAAUAAAAAAACUUUCGUAUUUAUUAUCUCUGUCUCUCUUCGGCUCAAAAGUUCAAUGUACCUUUUUUAAAAAAGAUUAAAAAAAAAAGUUCAUAAUUGAUGCGACGCCCUUUGUAUAAACUUAAUUUGUGAAAUAAUUAUCUCUUUUUUCGAGCUCUAUCUAGGCAGCACCCCCAUCUUCUUUUGUGGACCAUGAUUGAUCAGAAUAUUGUACCAUUGAACAUUUGAAUUUUUUUUAGUUUACGAUUUUAAAAGCUUCGUUACUAGAUUUUAUAAAAACUCGUAUUCAAAAAAAAUAAAAUUUAGUAAACAAUCAUGGUCUAACAAUGGGAAAAAGAACAUAGAAAAGAAAAAUCCACCAAAGAGAAGAGGUGCUAACUGUACGGAGAUUUUUUUUAUAAUGUAUUUUUUUUUAUAUAAAAAGUUUAUUUGUAUUAUACUCCUUGCCAUCAACGUGUUGAUAUUGCACAAACGUUUUUUUGUUUUUUAUAUUCAGUCAUUAUUUGUAUAAAAAAAAUUAUUAACAGGGUUCCUUUUUGUGAUAAAUCUUAUUUGUUUAAAAUUCUUGUACUUAAAAUUUUUACAAAUAGUUUAGAGAAGGACGUAAAAUCUUAUACUCAAUGCGCAGACGUUUAGUAUUUGUAUGUGAUAAGAGAGACAAACGCACUGUGAUUAAUAACAUAAAAUAAACUACUGAGUCACAUGCAAUCUAGUGCUAUUACUUUCUUAGUUAAUUUACGAUCUCACUUCCACCCGGAAGAAAGUUACUUAUACUAAGCUUUCAAUACAAAAUUUUCCAAAUUUAUAUUAUUAUAUUACUUAUUUUUCUCGAAAAUACCAGCUAAAUAUUAAGAAAAACUCUAAAGCUGUACAUUUUUUUGAAAACUAAUGAAUUCAAUCGAUGUCGAAGGCAUUUAAAAAAUCAAGUCAAAUAUUUGUAUCGAAAACAUACCGCAUUGUGGUUUUUGUUACCUAAUCAACACGAAGAGAUAAAUAAUUUGGUAAAAUAUAUUCUAGAAAAUAGGGUUUAUGUAUAAAAAAUUGAAAAGUCAUUCAAUUUCGAGUUGAUUUGGUUAAACAAUAAAAAGGGGCAAUUUUGAAUAUUUAAAUACAAUAUCUAAAAAUGAUAAAAAACUUGCUAUGUAUGCAUGAAGUGAAGUUCUAAUGCAUGCCAAGUUAUUUUCUUCCGACUAAGGCAAUUCUGUUUUUUAACUAAGAAAAUAAGAAACAUCAUAGUACAGUACUACACACAUACUUUAAUGUCAAACUUUAUAAUUUUUAUUUAGUUUUGACACUGUAGUCAGUAUGUUAUAAAUGUGACCUAAUUCAGUAAUAAAAAGUGUGCCAAAUUUAAAAAAAACAAUGCUCAUUUUUUUAACGUAAAUUUAAUUUAAGAACUAGUCAUAGAUUUAUAAUAUAAUUAAUAUUAUGACAGCAAAAUUUUUAGGCUUCGAGAUGACACAAAAUUUCGACUGAUUGAAAAGAAAAUGGUGGUCACAACACUGAUCGUUGGGGCGUAAUACUAGGAUGAUUAAAAAAACUUGCAACAGGUAAUUUUAUCAAUUAUUAAUAAUUAUGGAAAAUGAAUAUUCAAAAAAAAAUUUGCCUGUUACAAAUAAGAAUAACAGUGUAAGGAGUUCUUUUAGUCAUCCUGAGAUUUACGCCCGGCAACGAACAUAGUGACCAUAACUUACAAUAAUCACGUAAUGAAUCGAACAAUUAAGGAUCGUCAUACUUGUAACAAAUUAUCGGAUAUUUUGUGCCACAUCUCCCAGUCUAUUUUUAUUUGCAUUUUAAAAAGGCCAUUCACAUCAAAUUAUGAACUUGACUUAUUUAUAAUGCAAUUCUUAAUAAAUAAUGUAUUUGUUAAUUAA
Chrysoperla carnea is the source of this 3766-nucleotide messenger RNA. RefSeq names its product protein distal antenna-like. Gene Ontology annotation, molecular function: DNA binding. Bases 236 to 1891 code for a protein of 551 amino acids. NCBI's taxonomy places the organism in Eukaryota, Metazoa, Arthropoda, Insecta, Neuroptera, Chrysopidae. The transcript has a single exon. The record is from RefSeq and is a predicted model, not a curated record.